AUGGCAGAGGGCACUAGGUCUCAAGACGUCAGAAAGAUGGAGGAACAUGUUCGCGCCAUGCUGAAGGAACAACAGGAACAGUUCGAGAGGGAGAUGGAAGCUCUAAGGAACUUGGUGAUUGAAUUACAUACACAGAAGGGUCCAGUAGGAGGCAAUGACUCCCCUCAUAAUUCGGAUUCUUCAAACAGCAACCGAGGGAAUUACCAUGUUCCCUCUCGCUUAUCCCGGAUUGAUUUCCCAAAAUUUCAUGGGGAGGAUUUUAGGGGAUGGUUGUACAAGUGUGAGCAGUUUUUCGAAAUAGAUGAGACGCCAAGCUCGGUGAAGGUCAAAAUAGCUGCAAUGAAUCUGGAGGGAAAAGCUUUCCAGUGGCACCAAAUUUUCAUGCGAUCCAGACUCACACGGGAGAUUCCGGCUUGGGAGGAGUAUAUAAGAGAAUUGUCCUCCAGGUUUGGAGAUUCCUUGUAUGACGAUCCAAUGGGGGAACUUAAAAGCUUGAAACAAUCUGGGACAGUACAGGAGUAUCACGACCUGUUUGAGGAGCUGCUCAACAGGGUGGAGCUUCCUGAGGACUACGCCACAAGCUGUUUCGUGAGUGGGUUGAAACCAGAAAUCCAGCUGUCUGUAAGGAUGUUCAUGCCUAAAAAUGUGCAGCAUGCUAGGACCCUGGCCAAGAUUGAAGAAGCUAAGGUGCUUGUGCAGCAGAAAGGGAAGGGGUUAUCCAAACCUUUCACAAGUUAUCCAGGUCAUACCAGUAAUUCCGCUUCCUUCCACGCCAAUCCAUCUGGUCACAAAUGGAAGGUAGAUUCUAAGCCACUCCUACCCCUACCUACCUUUCCAGCACUACCUAGUAAUGAGAAGCAGAAGGAGUUAGUCGUUAAGAAACCUUUCAAGAGGUUGAGUAGAGCAGAAAUGGAUGAGAAGAGAGCUAGGGGGUUAUGCUUUUGGUGUGAUGAGAGGUUCACAGCUGGACACAGAUGUGGUAAUCAACAAUUUCACAGGCUGGAGGUUUGGGAUGAUAUGUCAGGGGAGGAGGAGAAUGAAUCAGGUAGUGAAGAAGACACACUGGAUGAAGGUCAACUGGCACACAUUUCUCUUAAUGCCAUGACCAACAUGAGUGUUCCUAAUUUUAGAACUAUGAGAGUCACUGGUCAUGUGGGAAGGCAGCCUGUGAACAUUUUUAUUGAUUGUGGUAGCUCCCAUAAUUUCAUUCACCCUAAGGUAGUGCAGAAGCUGGGUUUGACUACACAGAGGGUUGAUCCCUUGGUGGUAGAAGUAGCUGAUAGGAAUAAGUUGACCACUCAGGACCUUUGCAAGGACUUCACUUGGAAAAUGCAAAAACAAGAGUUCAAGGCAGACUUACUUAUGUUACCAGUAGGUGGUUGUGAGCUAGUUCUGGGCAUGCAAUGGCUGACUACCCUCGGUGAUGUAAAAUGGAAUUUUGGAGAACUGCGGAUGGAAUUUAUGCAAGCUGGUCACAAAGUGGUCCUAAGAGGAAUCAAACAGCAAGGAUUGCAGCUAAUUCGGCAGAAUAAGAUGCAAAAGCUCCUUCAAAAGCCUGAGCAGAUUGCUGAGGCACAGUUAUGCCUGAUCAGAGUAGUUCAGGACCCUACCUCAGAACCACUAUCUCUCCGCACCAUCUCCACCGACAUAAGUAAACAUCAGGUACGCCAUUCAGUAGAACUUGAACACUUGUUGGAUGAGUACAGCGAUCUGUUUCAUGAAUCUAACAAUCUGCCACCAGAAAGGUCUUAUGACCAUAAAAUUACUCUGAAAGAGGGAACUGCACCUAUCAAUGUGAGGCCCUAUCGAUAUCCUGUCUUCCAGAAGUGUGAGAUCGAAAGGCUAGUGGCGGAGAUGCUGGCGUGUGGCAUUAUCAGAACCAGCUCUAGUCCUUUUUCUUCUCCAGUAGUGUUAGUAAAAAAGAAAGAUGGUUCGUGGAGGAUGUGUGUUGAUUACAGGCAAUUGAAUAAUGCCACGAUAAAGGAUAAGUUCCCUAUUCCUUUGAUAGAGGAGUUGCUGGAUGAAUUGUAUGGGGCAAAGUUUUUCACCAAGUUGGAUCUAAGGUCUGGAUAUCACCAGAUCAGGAUGAAGGCUGAAGAUGUGGAGAAGACAGCUUUCAGAACUCACGAUGGUCAUUAUGAAUUUCUGGUUAUGCCCUUUGGGCUAACCAAUGCUCCCUCAACCUUUCAGAGCUUGAUGAAUGAUAUCUUCAGGCCAUUCUUAAGAAAAUUCAUUCUGGUCUUUUUUGAUGACAUCCUGAUAUAUAGUGUGGAGUGGGAGGAACAUCUACAACACCUUAACAUCGUAUUUGGAUUGUUAAGGCAGCAUUCUUUGAAGGUAAAUGAAAGCAAGUGUGCUUUUGCUCAGCAACAGAUUGACUAUUUGGGACAUGUUAUUGAUGCCAACGGAGUUGAGGCCGAUCCACAGAAGAUCUCUGCAAUCAUGAAUUGGCCUAUACCUCGAACCAUCAAAGAAUUAAGAGGAUUUUUGGGGCUCACUGGAUACUACCGGAGAUUCAUAAGAAACUAUGGAAAAAUUGCCAAACCAUUAACAGAUUUGCUUAAAAAGAACCAGUUCAAGUGGCGGGAGGGGGCCACUCUUGCUUUCAAGCACUUGCAGGAAGCCAUGAGUAAGCCUCCUGUCCUAGCUCUACCAGACUUCACUUAG
Coffea arabica (coffee) is the source of this 2667-nucleotide messenger RNA. Lineage: Eukaryota; Viridiplantae; Streptophyta; Magnoliopsida; Gentianales; Rubiaceae. The record is from RefSeq and is a predicted model, not a curated record.